Molecule: messenger RNA, 366 nt
Organism: Rangifer tarandus platyrhynchus (Svalbard reindeer)
Lineage: Eukaryota; Metazoa; Chordata; Mammalia; Artiodactyla; Cervidae
Source: the annotation of a GenBank genome assembly
AUGCAGGGCACGCGCGAGGCUCGUCACGGCUGGGCUGAGAGCUCCCAGCUUGCUGUGCCCGCGCCGUCUCCCGGAGUGCUGGUUCUCAGCGGGCCUGGCGGCUCCGGGCGCGUGGGGGCGUCGGGAGCCGGCCGCACGGGCUGCUCCGGCGCGCUUGCCGCGGGAGGCCUCGAGGGGCCCCGAGGCAUCCCGGGCUGGGUGGAGAAGCUGACCGCAGUGAUGGGCAGUCUUCCUGCAUUGCAGCUGGGACCCCAGAACACUGCCCCAAGGAGUGAGCUUUCUUUCUUGUUCUUUUGCAGCGGCAGCUGGCCCUUCGCCGCUGAGGGUCGGCCUUCUGUGUCCGUGUUUACCUCCCUGGGAGGCUGA